This is a messenger RNA of Necator americanus (New World hookworm), 378 nucleotides long. RefSeq lists its product as uncharacterized. Bases 1 to 378 code for a protein of 125 amino acids. The transcript has a single exon. The record is from RefSeq and is a predicted model, not a curated record. NCBI's taxonomy places the organism in Eukaryota, Metazoa, Nematoda, Chromadorea, Rhabditida, Ancylostomatidae.
AUGGACAACAUCGACGAGGAAUAUGACCGGCUUGUCGAACACCUUCACGACUGCGCGAAGAAGGCUGAGAGUUUUAAAACCACCAGGAGGCGCCUGUCUCUUGAAACUCUUGAGCUGAUACGCCAGCGUGGAGCAGCACGAGCCGCAGGGAACCAAGAACUCACGUCCGUGCUCGCAAGGCUUUGCAGAGAGGCGAUAAAGGAAAACCUUAAAGAGAGAAGAGCAGAAGUACUGGCUGAAGCUGCAGAGGCGGGGAAAAGCAUCCCCUAUGCCCAUCGAGACUUCGCGAGUGGCAAGAUGAGGAUGACUGCUCUCCGGAACCCGAAGGAAACAAGCGAGAAGAGGGAUGGAGAAAACCAUCUACGACUUCUACUCUGA